This is a messenger RNA of Seminavis robusta, 423 nucleotides long. The record is from the annotation of a GenBank genome assembly. Lineage: Eukaryota; Bacillariophyta; Bacillariophyceae; Naviculales; Naviculaceae.
AUGGAGAUCCCCAUUGUUCGCAAUAAAAGACAUACUUUGAGGACAAGGUCCAAGGAUGAUCCAAUUCAUUUGCCGGAUGGCAACAAGCCCGGCCUUCGCGCUUCCAUUCUUACCCAUGGCGUCGAUGGCAUGCACUUCACUGUAUUGGUGAUGCCACUCAUGGAUGGAGGAUCCAACAUUAUGCUCAAAUCAGGAGCAGACACCUGUCUCUCCAAGGAAAGGAAAGUGCUCUUGGUUCCAUGCUCGUCGUGUCUGAACACAGAAUCGUUGGUGCGGGUCCAGAAGAACAGAACGAUAAUGGGUAUCCAAGACUGCGGUUGGAUUUAUCAAAAACUUGGCAGUGUUUCACUUUGGAGCUGUUCCAACCGAUGGAUGGAGAUCUCGAUUGAUCCACACCUUCACCAGCACCAUGACAAGACUUAG